This is a messenger RNA of Sinocyclocheilus grahami, 1665 nucleotides long. Its product is annotated as WD repeat and FYVE domain-containing protein 2-like. The transcript has 11 exons. Gene Ontology annotation, molecular function: metal ion binding; protein binding. The record is from RefSeq and is a predicted model, not a curated record. Gene Ontology annotation, biological process: positive regulation of protein phosphorylation; positive regulation of fat cell differentiation. Lineage: Eukaryota; Metazoa; Chordata; Actinopteri; Cypriniformes; Cyprinidae. Bases 241 to 1296 code for a protein of 351 amino acids. Gene Ontology annotation, cellular component: early endosome.
GCAUCUGCGACUCUUCCAAAAGUCGGAUCGUCUGUGUACGUGGAGAGUGAGAGGAGAACACGUGCAUGUCUUUAGGGGACAUGGCAUAGAGAUCGUGUUUGAAUGUAACCAGAACGGGCUUGUGAGAGGUAAUCAGCUGUCCUGCAGCAUCCCUGACCGCCUGCAGGUCUAUUCACCGACCUGCGCUCAGCGUGUUAUGCUGCCGAGAGAGGAUUCAGGUGACGCAGAAACUACAGCGCCAUGGCAGCAGAGAUUCAUCCCCGUCCGCAGACACGAAAGCCCGUCCUGUUGAGUAAGAUCGAGGGUUUCCAAGAUGUGGUGAAUACGGCUGUGAUCAUCCCCAAAGAGGACGGUGUUAUCAGCGUAUCUCAAGACAGGACAAUCCGUGUGUGGUUGAAGAGGGACAGUGGUCAGUACUGGCCCAGUGUCUAUCACACAAUGCCAGUGGCGUGUUCAUGUAUGUCAUUUAACCCAGAGACAAGGAGGAUCUCUGUAGGGUUGGAAAAUGGCACUGUAUCGGAGUUUGUCUUAUCGGAGGACUACAACCAAAUGACUCCUGCACGAACAUAUCAGGGUGAAUUUGAUGUGGAGACCAGACAUGCCUUCGUUGGAGAUCAUUCCGGUCAAGUGACAAUCCUAAAGCUGGAGCAGGACAACUGCAGCCUGGUCACCACCUUUAAAGGCCACACAGGCAAUGUCACAGCCCUGUGUUGGGAUCCUGUGCAAAGGGUUUUAUUCUCUGGAAGUUCUGAUCAUUCAAUCAUCAUGUGGGACAUUGGAGGCCGUAAAGGAACAGCUUUUGAGCUGCAGGGACACAAUGAUAAAGUGCAGGGUUUGUGUUACGCUUCACACACCCGUCAACUCAUUUCCUGUGGCUCAGAUGGAGGAAUAGUUAUCUGGAACAUGGACGUCACACGGCAGGAGACUCCGGAGUGGCUUGACAGUGACUCGUGUCAGAAGUGUGAACAGCCGUUCUUCUGGAAUUUUAAACAGAUGUGGGACAGUAAGAAAAUCGGCCUGCGACAGCAUCACUGUAGGAAGUGUGGCCAGGCUGUGUGUGGAAAGUGCUCCUCUAAACGCUCCACUAUUCCUCUAAUGGGAUUUGAGUUUGAGGUGCGGGUUUGUGACAGUUGUCACGACUCUAUUACAGAUGAGGAACGGGCGCCCACUGCAACAUUCCAUGACAGUAAGCACAGCAUCAUACACAUGCAGUAUGAACCAACCCGGGGCUGGCUGCUCACCUCCGGGACAGACAAAAUCAUCAAGCUAUGGGACAUGACUCCAGUGGUAUCAUGAGAAUCCACUGCAAGCUGGAACUAAGAAUCAGUGCUGAACCUGAACUGAGAACCACGUGUUUGUGGAGAACGUUCAGAGUUCAGGUCACUUUCCAUGGGCAGCUUCAUAUCAUAGAGGAAAAACUCAAGGAUAUUGUGACAUUGAACCGAGCAUGUGCAUUUGUAUGUAUUUGUGCAUGUGCACGUGGGUUAUGGGAACAAAUGUGUAAAUAUUGUCCAGUCUGAAUCUGCUUAUUUCAGGUUGUUUAUAUUGACGUAAACCAGUGUUGUUAAUGUUGUCAAUGUUGUCUGUGAAACUCUUCGCACUUAUUCUAUCAUCAUCUUAUGUCUUAUCUCAAACACAAAUGAAUCCUCGUGACAUUGCAUCAAA